Hibiscus syriacus is the source of this 1020-nucleotide messenger RNA. Its product is annotated as E3 SUMO-protein ligase MMS21. The transcript is spliced from 7 exons. Gene Ontology annotation, cellular component: nucleus; Smc5-Smc6 complex. Lineage: Eukaryota; Viridiplantae; Streptophyta; Magnoliopsida; Malvales; Malvaceae. The record is from RefSeq and is a predicted model, not a curated record. Gene Ontology annotation, molecular function: SUMO ligase activity; zinc ion binding. Bases 93 to 863 code for a protein of 256 amino acids. Gene Ontology annotation, biological process: double-strand break repair via homologous recombination; protein sumoylation.
CCCUCUUUCCCCCCCUCCCCCUCUGAAUCAGUACUCCAAAAACCUCGGUGCCGAGGACCCGCAGUUCGCUACGGCCCUAUCCAUAACCCUAAAUGGCGUCGACGUCAGUAUCUCGGACCGACGGCGUUACUGGAAGAGUCAGACGCGCGUCUGCCAAUCUUUACGCCGACAACCAAGCGCUUGUCGCUGAGAUAAGGAAAGCUUUGAAUUUGAUGAAGAACAUUGCUGUAGACUUGGAGAAUGAUAAUCAAUCUGACAUGGUGAAGCAGCUAGAAAAUGCUGUUGUUGAGCUGAUAGAAACUCAUGAAAACUGUCUACAUCGUUCAUCAGCCAUUCAAUCUGUUGGAGAAGCAUACCAACCAGGGCCUGAGUUAACUGAUUUUAAGGAGUUGCUUGACACGGAGUUUGAAAAGUUCAAGACUAGUUCAUCUUCAUGUCCGCAGAAUCAUCCACUGAUGCAUCAGUUUCAACAGGCUGUCUGGAAUGUUCAUCAUGCUGGACAGCCAAUGCCAGGUGAAGAGCAGGAGGAUAUUGUCAUGACCAGUACGGGGAGCAAUAUUAAGAAUCUUAAAUGUCCGAUUACCGGAAAGAAUAUUACUGAACUAACAGAACCAGUUCGCAGCUUGGACUGCAAGCACAUUUACGACAAGAAUGCUAUCCUGAACUUCAUAAAAUCCAAUAACGGCAAUGUCAAAUGCCCUGAAUCAGCUUGCCCUAAGAUGCUGCAGGCAAAAAGAGUCGUUUGCGAUCCAUUGUUACUCUUUGAGAUAGACGAGCUGCGCACAUCAAGUAGACAGACUGCUAGGAUCGAUGUGAUAGAAGAUUUUACGGAAACGGAUCCUCAAGGAGAAGAGAGUCCAUGAUGGGAUCAGUUGUGCAUUCCUCAUUUUGACUGGCUCGAUUUUGAAUCACCGUGGCCUUUCCUAGCUGAUUAGAGCCCCUGAUUUAUAUAGCCUUAAUGCAGAUAAUUAGAAGUGUUAUGUAUGCAAACUAUGGAGACAAGUGAGAAAAAUGCAGGAA